Arabidopsis arenosa is the source of this 1812-nucleotide messenger RNA. NCBI's taxonomy places the organism in Eukaryota, Viridiplantae, Streptophyta, Magnoliopsida, Brassicales, Brassicaceae. The record is from the annotation of a GenBank genome assembly.
CUGAGUGUUGGAUUAGGCAUCUGGAGAAAAGAGACAAGUGCUUCUAUGAGUUGAAAUUAUCUGUCUUGAGAAGCUGGUAGAUUUUUCUAUUGAUUUAACCAUGGGUGAAAAUGGGGAGAAUCAUUCAGUGUCUCAAGAGAGUAAAUCCAAGAAGCUUGAUAGUAAAAAUAAUUCAGGUGUUCCCAAGAGUGAUCUUUGGACUGAUGGGAUUAUUUGUGCCUUUGAGUUUAUGCGAGGUCCGAAAAAACAUGUUGAUUCAAAACAACUGGAUAAAGGUUACUUGAAGCAAGAAGAUGAACCAAUCAGACAUACUUUCCCUGGUCAUAACCCGUUUGUUGAUUCGUCUGCCAGGUCGAGGUCUGUAUCUUCUUUGGAUUUUAAAGAGGCUCAUGUGCUUCCAUCAGGACAUGUUGAAAGAUAUGAGGGAAGUCAUUGGGUACCUAUUGGUUGGACUAGAAUAACUGAACUAGUUCAAAUGGUGCAAGUAAACGCGGAGUGGCCUAACCUGGAGUUAAUGGAUGAUGAAGAAGAUGUUCCUGUGACAGAUUUAGCGGCUCCGUAUUGGGAACGACCAGGUGGCCCCACAUGGUGGUGUCACUUGACUGCUGGAAACUCUUUUGUUGACGGAUGGCUCAGAAGUGCUACAUGGUUGCAUCCCGCAAUUAGCCUUGCAUUGAGGGAUGAGAGUAAGCUAAUAAGUGAACGGAUGAGACAUCUUCUAUAUGAGGUUCCAGUAAGGGUGGCUGGGGGUUUAUUGUUUGAACUUUUAGGACAAUCAGUCGGUGAUCCAGUAAUCAGUGAGGAUGAUGUACCCGUUGUUUUUCGCUCUUGGCAAGCGAAGAACUUCUUGGUAUCUGUGAUGCACAUAAAAGGAAAUGUAACGAGUACCAAUGUCCUCGGUAUCACUGAAGUAGAGGAGCUGCUUUAUGCAGGAGGUUAUAAUGUACCAAGAACGGUUCAUGAAGUUAUAGUCCACUUGGCUUGCCGUCUUUCUCGAUGGGAUGAUAGGUUAUUCCGUAAAUCCAUAUUUGGUGCAGCCGAUGAAAUCGAAUUGAAGUUUAUGAACAGGAGAAACUAUGAGGAUUUGAAUCUUUUCAGUAUCAUUCUCAACCAAGAGAUCAGAAAAUUAUCAAGACAGGUCAUCCGAGUGAAGUGGUCACUACACGCGAGAGAGGAGAUUAUCUUCGAGCUUCUCCAGCAUUUGAGGGGAAACAUAGCUCGGCAUCUGUUAGAAGGUUUGCGAAAGAACACAAGGGAAAUGUUGGAGGAACAAGAAGCAGUUCGCGGGCGUCUCUUCACAAUUCAAGAUGUCAUGCAAAGCAGUGUCCGUGCUUGGUUACAGGACAAAAGCUUGAGAGUAAGCCACAACUUGGCCGUGUUUGGAGGAUGUGGUCUUGUGCUUACCAUAAUCGUAGGACUGUUUGGGAUCAAUGUGGAUGGUAUCCCGGGGGCGCAGAACACACCUUAUGCGUUUGGUCUAUUCACUGUACUUAUGGUUCUCCUUGGAGCUAUUCUGAUUGUGGUUGGUUUGGUUUACUUGGGGCUCAAAAAACCCAUUACAGAAGAACAAGUUGAAGUUAGAAAGCUGGAGCUACAAGACGUGGUUAAGAUAUUUCAACACGAAGCAGAGACUCAUGCCCAACUCCGUAGAAACAACCUUUCUCCUACUGCUGGAGAUGUGUUUGAUGCUGAUUAUAUUCUCAUCCAGUAAACAAACUUGGAAUCUAAUUUUCUUGUUUUGAUACUACUAAAUUUAGAGACAUGUCAAAACAAUGUUGUUGCAUAAAAGACACAUAAAAGUAGUCUGAAUCA